UAUGUGCGGUAGACGAGAGAUGAGUACAAGUUGUGUGAGUUAAUUAAGCUUACAGUUAUGUAUGGUUGCGAGUAAUCUUAUCGCGUGGAACAUGACAGUGACGAAAGGCUCUUGUCUCAGUUGGAUGUCAGUUCUGGGUGACGCUGGUGUAGUGGUGUAACUAUGCGUUCGUAAGCCAGCAGCUGAUGGCGAUAAUUGAAUUUUGAUUAUUCGCCACUGGAUACUCAGGCUGUGAACUUGGAAGUGAUGUGUGCUUGCAGAUAUAUCCUUCAUCACGAACUGUGUUAACGUUUGUGUGUUCGAAUCAUGCAGGAGAAGAAAAAUUGUACCUGGUCUCAAAGGAUUAUAAGAGCUACUAGAUUUUUUGCGAAAUACAAGAAACCGAAUCACCACCACAACACUCACCACCAGCACCAGAAUCAGCAGAACAACAAGGAUCACAAUGACUGCAAUGAAACACAUGAAUUUGAACUGAAGGAGGUUACCAAGGAAGGCCAUGAGAAGGCUGAUCCAGGACAAUUCGAGCUUCUUAAGGUGCUUGGGCAGGGCUCUUUUGGCAAGGUGUUCCUUGUAAGAAAGGUUGUAGGUAAGGACAGUGGAACUCUGUAUGCCAUGAAGGUUCUGAAGAAGGCAACACUCAAAGUACGAGACCGCAUGAGGACAAAGACAGAACGUAAUAUCCUGGUAGAUGUUCAGCACCCAUUCAUUGUCAGGUUGCAUUAUGCCUUCCAAACAGAAGGCAAACUUUACCUCAUAUUGGACUUCCUCAGAGGGGGUGAUCUGUUCUCCAGGUUAUCCCAGGAGGUAAUGUUUACUGAAGAGGAUGUAAAGUUCUACCUGGCAGAGCUUGCCCUGGCGUUGGAUCACAUUCACAGUUUAGGAAUCAUUUACAGAGACCUUAAACCUGAAAAUAUACUUCUGGAUGCUGAUGGCCACAUAUCACUAACAGACUUUGGACUAAGCAAACUACCCCUGGAUGACCAGAAAGCCUAUUCAUUUUGUGGUACAGUGGAGUAUAUGGCUCCUGAAGUUGUCAACAGGAAGGGACAUUCCUUUGCUGCAGACUGGUGGUCUCUGGGUGUACUCAUGUAUGAGAUGCUGACAGGCACUCUACCAUUCCAAGGCCCAAACCGGAAAGAGACCAUGACACAGAUCUUGAAGGCAAAGCUUGGGAUGCCUCAGUUCCUAUCUCCAGAGGCACAAGCGCUACUUCGGGCACUGUUCAAGAGAAAUCCAGCCAACAGGCUUGGUGCAGGUCCUGAUGGUGUGGAAGAGAUUAAGUCACAUUCCUUCUUUGCAACUAUAGACUGGGACAAGCUCAUGAGGAAGGAGAUUCAUCCACCAUUCAAGCCUGCUGUGAGUCGUGCUGACGAUGCCUUUUAUUUUGACAAGGAGUUCACGUCUAAAACGCCAAAAGAUUCUCCUGGUGUUCCACCUAGUGCCAAUGCCCAUGAAUUGUUUAGAGGAUUCAGUUUUAUUGCACCUUGCCUUCUAGAAGAACAGACAAAUAACCAACCUACAGAAAGGCAAACAGAUCCUCUAGCAAAAAUGAUGUAUGUGAAACCAAAUUCAGUAACAGAUGAAUAUGAAAUAAAGAACACAAUUGGUGAGGGGAGUUACUCUGUGUGCAAAUUGUGCAUUCAUAGAGCAACGCGUGCAGAGUAUGCAGUGAAAAUAAUUGACAAAUCAAAACGAGACUGCCAGGAAGAAAUAGAAAUCCUACUGCGCUGGGGAUAUCAUCCCAAUAUUGUCACGUUACGAGAUGUGUAUGAGGAUGACAGAUCUGUAUAUCUGGUGAUGGAGCUGAUGAGAGGUGGCGAAUUGCUCGAUAGAAUACUUAGACAUAAGUUCUUCUCAGAAAGGGAAGCCAGUGCAGUCAUGCAAGUUAUUGUUUCUACUGCCCAGUAUCUACAUCAGCAUGGGGUUGUCCAUCGGGAUCUGAAACCAUCAAACAUUUUGUAUGCCACAGAAGCAGGAAAUCCAGAGGCACUGCGUAUUUGUGACUUCGGGUUUGCCAAGCAGCUGAGGGCAGAGAAUGGCCUCCUUAUGACACCAUGUUAUACAGCCAAUUUUGUAGCACCAGAAGUGCUAAAGCGGCAAGGCUAUGACGCAGCCUGCGAUAUCUGGUCUCUUGGUGUUCUCCUCUACACUAUGCUGGCAGGACAAACGCCAUUUGCCAAUGGGGCCUCAGACUCUCCUGCCGAUAUUCUUCAGAGGAUUAGUGAAGGCAGGAUCGAUCUUGAGUCUGGAAACUGGGUUUCAGUGUCUGCAGAAGCUAAGGAUCUUGUACAAAAGAUGCUGCAUCUGGACCCAAACCGGAGACCCACCGCUAGCCAAGUUCUGCAGCACAACUGGAUCCAACACAGACACGUGCUGCCCACACAUCGCCUACCUCUGCAAGAAGCAAGUGUUAUUAAGGGUGCAAUGGCAGCCACAUACCGUGCUAUGAGCCAGAGUCCUCGGCCACCUCAUUUAAUGCCCGUGUUCACUUCAGAACUCGCGCAACGACGCUGGAGGAAAUCCCGACCCAAAUCAUCUACAGAAGUAUGAAAUGAUGAUCUUAACACAUGGAUGUGUGUGUGACAGACUCUUUGUCAAGAGAUAUAGUGAAGUCAGUAGUGGCUAUAUGAUGUGUGUGCAAGAAUGCCCGAGAACACUGGGCAUAAAACUUGUGUUGUAGUUUAAAGAGGAGUGAUUCUGCAUUCAAAGUGAUUUGUGCCACUGAACUUUUCUCAUUUUGGCUGUAACAGUAACCUACAAUAAAAUGCAGUGUUAGACAGCCAUUCUGGAAGAAGAGGUUCGAAGCUAGUGAUUACCUUGUCAUCAUGCUAUGUAACAAAAGCUGGACAGGUAAGAAAAACCUAUACACAUUUCUUUCUUAAAGUUAACUUGGCUGUUGGAAGCCUGUACUUAGUGAUACAUUGCUUAGAGGUAAGUAAAGUUUAUCCCUAAAAAAAAAAUAAUAUUUUUAAAAACUUAUAAAUGUUCUUUCUCUAUUCCCUUUCCAGAAUUAAUGCUGGAUAUAUCAAAACGAAAUGAUGGAAUGAAAUCAGCUGUGUUCUUGAGUGUGUGCUCUUCAAACUCACUUCAUCUCAUUGUUUCAUGUGGUAUGACAGUGGCAUUACUAGAAAACUGGCACAUUUUCACAAUAGAGAAUAUACUUUAUGUUUGAGCAUGGAUUUUUUAAUUGUUUAAGAAUCCUCAUAUUUGCAUCUCAUGAGCCAUGCAAGAUUGUUUCUCCUUUAUAUCAUCUUGUUAAAUAUCUUUCUGAGUGUAGCAGAAUUGUAAGAUUUAAUUAUUUGUGUUGUUCAAAUGCAUAUGUUUGCGAAUUCUAAACAGAAGUGCUUCCAUACCUCUUUUAUCUGUGACCAAAUAAUAUUUGUUCAUAAAAUGAGAAGAGUGGAGUAACAAAAUUGUGUACAUGUGUUUUAUAUUUAAUUCCUUGAGUGGUCAGUAUCUAGUCCAUCAGGAGCACUGCUUUUCCAGAUGGAGGAUUGACAGGUUUAUGUGUUUAUAUAUUUCUGUUAGGUCUUUAGUGUGACUGAUGUACAUUAACAGAGUCUUUGUGGCCCUAGUCAUGCCACUGUAAACCCCUGAAGGUCACAGUUCUAGUUCAAAUAUUAUGCGUAACAUGCAUAUAAAAUAAUAAGUAUUACUUCUAGAAAAUUAAAAAAUAAAUAAAGAUGCUAGUUCACUUCGUAUAAUCAGCCAUUCAGCAUGAAAUUAUGUACAGCAAGUCUAUAUUUUUGUGUAUAAAGAACAUAUGAAUUCUAAGUCUGCUUCUUGAUAAUUGGAAGCAUGCAUAUUGUUGUCAGAUUAACAGAUGUCUAAAUUGAUAAUGGUUGUGGAAAUGAUUUGUGCCAAUGUGUUGUAUAGAUAAAGUAUUCACACAUGUAACUAUAACAUAAGGCAAUUGAAGAUAAAGCAGAGAACCUCUGUGAGGUGAGUGUGCUGCUCUUUGGCCUUACUUAGAUAUGCAGGUUUUUGCACCCACUACUUGUUUGGACAUCUGAUAAUUUAUUUUGUGCUUAUUACAUAUGAAUAUGUAACAUAUUGAAAAUAGAAGAGAAAAGAGAACUGAAUAAAGGUUAUAUGCCAUAUUUGUGAUUAUUGUACCAGCAUGGACUCUAAAAAGUAUUGUGAAUAUAGAUUGUUGAUGAGUUAAAGUUAGUAUUUGUGAUGUAAAUCAGUCCACUGUGUUUUUAUAAGUUCUAUGAAGAGAAUUUAGAGAGACAAGCCUGACCAGAAUCAGUUAUAAAAAGUAAGUAUGUACAUAAGCACGCACAGACACACAUACACAUGUGCAUAGAAUACUUUCAUUCAUAGCUGUGCUCUGGUCUCGGAACAGAAGGAAUAAGUUUUUGUUUUGUUUUUUGACUGCAAGCUUAGUGGACAUGAAACUAUUGAUGAAAACAGGGAGGCAUUCUCCACAGUUUUGGAAUAUUCUUGAGAAUGAAAGAAUUUAAAUUUCAGUUGUGUGGCAACAGUAAUGUGCAGUGUAUAAAUUCUCUUCUCAGGGUGGCAUAGUUAUAUAUAUCUGGGCAUGUCAUAAUGUUAUCUGUGAAGUCACUCUAGAGUUCCAAUAUAGAAUUCAGUAUCUUCAAUACUGAAGGCUUUUGUGAUGAUAGGAUUUACACUUGAAGAAUUGCUAUGCUGUGAGAUUUGAGAUCUUCAUGGCAGUGACUAUGAAGAUUUAUGUCCCCUUGGAUAUGAUUCCAUGUACUUUGGUUGAUGGAUACCGUUGUUUUCAAAGAACAUGCCACCUCCAUCAUCAGGGUAGAGUGGUAACUUUGUGACCCUGAGGAUGAAAGACACACAGUGGUAUCUGUCUGUAAUCUAUAUUGCAUCAUAUCCCAGGGCAGUAAUUUUGAAGCAUUGUUAAUGAUAUAUACCCACAUAUGUUGAAAGUUCAUGCGCUCUUAAAAUUGUGAUAUCCAUUCACUUUAUUUGAAGUGUAAGCACAAUUCUGGAAGAAUGUUGUUUUGUACAGUCACUGUGGCUAAUGUUUCAUUCAACUGAAGGCAUCAAGCCCCCUGUUGGGGCUUUGUCUUCUAAAGAUACCCUAGUGCAUUUAUUGGCAUCUCUUCCCUACUACAAAACCUUCAUCAGAGAGUCUUACCUAAAUUCUUUUUGUGAAAAAUCAAGUCAAAUAUGAUAUCAGAUUAUUUAAUUUUUGGCUGAAAUUAAGCUAGUGUAACAUUGUACUCUC
Cryptotermes secundus is the source of this 5209-nucleotide messenger RNA. It is a transcript of the gene S6kII, whose product is annotated as ribosomal protein S6 kinase 2 beta. The coding region runs from base 307 to 2550 and encodes 747 amino acids. NCBI's taxonomy places the organism in Eukaryota, Metazoa, Arthropoda, Insecta, Blattodea, Kalotermitidae. The transcript has 16 exons. The record is from RefSeq and is a predicted model, not a curated record. Gene Ontology annotation, biological process: intracellular signal transduction; protein phosphorylation. Gene Ontology annotation, molecular function: magnesium ion binding; ATP binding; ribosomal protein S6 kinase activity.